Molecule: messenger RNA, 4337 nt
Organism: Biomphalaria glabrata
Lineage: Eukaryota; Metazoa; Mollusca; Gastropoda; Planorbidae
Product: protein unc-93 homolog A-like
Exons: 8
Coding region: 609-2219 (536 amino acids)
Source: RefSeq, a predicted model, not a curated record
GGCGAAGCUCAGACACCAGUGCCAGCAUCUCAAACCGAACGCCUGGGUCUUAGGCUAGUCUCUGAUAGCGAUUUUUUUCUAAAAAUGUGUUUCUAUUGUUGGUCGCUACUCCUCGCUGUGCCGGACAGUGCAUUGGCGUGGUCAAUAAUAACAACAGAGUGAAAGUUGGUUUUUUUUUUUAUUGUGUGCUGAUCAGUCCUGUGUUCAACAUACCGGCUAACGUAACUAAGUUGACCUGGGUUUUAAUUCAAACAAUUUCUUAGUUUGAAUAUAAACCUGCCACACACUGGAAGCAGUUUCUUCAAAACUAGGAUUCAAUUCUGCCUCAAGACAGAAGGAAACAAAACAAAAGAAAGGAACACAGUUAAGAAGAUACGCUUGCCUUUGCUUGGUUCCACUUCCACCCGAUGACUAGGCGUCGUGACAAAGUGACAAAGUGGCUAAGCACACCUGAGCUGUAAGACAGGGGGGCUAAUCGAUAACAAAACCAGGAUUUAGGUCAUCGAUAGAGGUGUAGCAGACGACGGAAUCCAGGACUCUUACAAGGGGGAGUUAGCUUCCCUUGCCAACUUCACUGAUUGCAGAUCCGAGCAAAAAGAAAAAGAAAGAUGGAGCUAGUGGGCGAAGAAGAAGAGGAACCGGAAGCAAAGCCGAACCGGAAGCGCGUCAACUUUCGAAAGGAGAUGCUCCGCUACCAAAGCUUAAGAAAUCACCUGAACGAGUCUCAGUUCCUGGCGGCAGAAGAAGACGACCUGGAGGACAAGGACAACAACAUCUGGAGAAACUUUGUCUCACAAUGUUCAGCUACAUUCCUGGCAGUGUUUGCAGUCAUCCCUUCAAGAAAUCUCCAGACGAGCAUCCAUGCGCCAAAUCAACUUGGCAAGAUCUCGUUGGUCUGCAUGUAUGUGUCCUACAUCAUCGGCUGCCUCUUCACCGCACUCAUCCUACGCAAGGUCAAGGCCAAGAUGCUCCUCCUUGCUUCCCUCUUCUUCCACAUCCUCUACUCCGUCUCCAACGUCAUCCCCUCCGCCUACACGCUCCUCCCUUCCUCUUGCCUUGUCGGACUCUCCCAGCCCGCAUUUUGGGCGGUUCAGGACAUGCUCCUGCUCAACUACGGCCUCAAGUACUCGGCCACCACCCGGAUGACGCCGCAGAAGUCGCUCCGGCUGUUUCAGACGGUGACCAUCAUCACCAUCCACUCGGCCCAGAUCCUGGGCAACCUCCUCAGCUCCGGGCUCAUCUCCGUCUCGCAAUUCCACUGCAGCGAAGACUGGGCCAUGCUCAACAAGGGGAGCAACUCCUCUUCCGCUUCCUCCGCGCCCGAGAAACAGAUACGGAGCGAGAAAUGGACCUACACGCUUCCGUUCAUCCCCAUCCAGGCCCGUCGCUCCUCGGAGCCCUCUCCCCCCGUGAACUUUUACCAAAUCCUGACGCUCAUCUAUCUCUGCAUGAGCGUGGUGGCCAUGGGGGCGGUGCUCAUCUUUUUUGAGAGCCCCGAUACGGUGCUCCAGAGGCGUAUCUUGUCGUGGAGGGAGAGGUUCAGGGAGAUCAAGCACUGUAUAUCUGACCCGCGCUGGAUUCUGGCCUGGUUCUCCGCUGCCUAUGUUGGUUUUGCUCAAGGAAUCAUAAUGUGUGACAUAACAAAGUUGUACGGCACAGACACGCUUGGCUGUUUUAUUGUUGGCUACAUGAUGGUCUCGUUUGGAACAGGGAACCUGGUCGCCAUACUGGCCAUGGACAAACUCAAGCCUUGCUCGUCCCACCCGCUCUUCUUGUCCCUGGGUUUUUUACUGAACAUCGGGGUUCUAAUUCUAACGUCACUAUGGAAACCAACCGGAAUAGAAUCAUCCGAAUUACUUCUGUACACGGCAUUCUGGGGUCUAGCAGACGGCACAUUGCAGGCGCAAUCUCAAGCCAUUGUGACACGGUAUGCUCGAGAUGAAAAAGACACCGCCAUGACUGGGUUCCGGGUGUGCCAGGGACUCGGCCUGAUCGCCAGCUUCUUCACGUCGAUUUUCACGCAGAAUCUGAUGACGUCAUUGUACGCCGCCCUGGUGCUCCACGUCAUCGGAUUCCUGGGCCUGAUUCUCGUGGCCAACGAGGUCGCCAGCCGGGAUCGUCAGGGAACAGGGGAAGUGAAUGAAGACUCCCGCGCCCAGAGCGAGACGGAUCACUGUGGAACGGAAGUUGGCAUCGAUAACGAGGCUCAGAUCACAUGAGGCUCUCUGUUUUAAAAAAUUGUAUGUCCUUUUAUAUGUUUGGCUGAUGUCAUACUAAAAUGCUCUUUGCUUCAGUUGUUAAUGUUUUAACCACAAAAGGGCGCUAGUAUUGCUGAUACAUAUUUAAAUUAAAUAUUCCAUAUUCCAUCAUUUCAUUAACCCAAGAAAAGCAUGGCAAAAUCAUCAUCAUCAUCGUCAUUAUCUGCCCAGCAUUCACCGAGAUUUGAACCCUGGACCUCUCGUUUCGGAAGCCAAGCGCUUUACCACUCAGCCACCAGGCCCCAUUCCGUGACACUUGUGUAGUAAAUUCCAUGACCCCCUUUUCGAAAUAUCCGGGGGCAUCGAUUAGUCCAUUUCACUUUCUUUUUCAAUUUAGAGGCUAAAAAAUAUUUUCUUUCCAUUUAGCGUUCCCUUCCAUUUUUUAAAAUCGUUGAUUGUUGUCCAGUGUUAAAGAGGGUAGUGUGUGUCCAGCAUAUUGACCAAUCGUCUUUUCCUUUCAUUAUCUAAGGCCUGACAGGUCUUCAGACUAGGCGUUGGGUUAACCGCGGGGAUUAAGUCAUUUCAUUUAAUCCUAAUCACGCUUUCUCAACAGAACGAGUCUCCAUAACCUUUAAGAUCAGUAAAGAAAAGGGUUACAUAUAUAUAUAUAUGGUUCGUCCAUCGUGGUUUCAUGGUGACCACUUUUGUCAUCCAAGGGUCUGAGGGCUUUGCAGUGGGGUUUUGUGCCUCUUCGUGUGGCUGGUUAGACCUCAGCCCGGGUACGCAGUUCUGCCUCAAUGUGGCACUCGGGUGGAAACGAUCAUUUGAGGAAGUAAUUAGGCUAAAUGAAUAGCAAAACAAAACUCCUGUGGGAGUGUCCAAGGGAAUGCGAGAACUUUCCCAUUGCACGGUGCGGAGUUGAAAGAGAGCUUCAACGUCCCUGUCGAUAAUCCAUGAGCCGUUCCUCAAGGGACCGGUACACUAAUGGCGAGUCCUGCGCGGUUAGCUUGGUACAACAUAGUGAAAUGGCGGAGGUUCCCGGUGUACUCGGCCUUCGGCCAUGCAUUCCUGUCCAUGCGUCCUGAGUGCUAGAUACAUCGGAAAUAGCAAUGCCUAACAUAGGCAUUGACUUGGAUCUCUUCCAGACAGAACGUUUGUUCAUGCAGGCUUACAUUCCUCGAGCUCUUUUGACAAUCAAACGGUAAGACCUCUGUGAUCCCGGAAUGUUCGGCUGCACACAGGGCAGGUUAUUCCAGCUGGAGCUAAGGUUCACAUCGAUGUAGCUAUGAUAGCGCAUUCGGUGUGCAAGUUUAUGGAAAACAGCUACAGUCAAAUAAGAAUUAUACACAUUCUUAUGGUCUGUAUUAGUUACGUUGUCUUUUCAUUUUCCCACUUGAUGGAGACCUAUUUAUUAUAAUUCCUCUAUUCAAGUCGCAAUUUCAUGGAAGCUGGGUGGAGGGUGGAACCUGGACACGGAUCUCAAAAACGGCUCUAACAAUUUUUUUCUAGCAAUUUAACUGUUCAUGUAUGUCGCUGAGAAAAGAAUUACUAUCUCGUUGGCCACACGGGAAAAACUCUAGUUUGACUAUUAUGCUUUUAACUAGGUCUAUAUCUUAAUCCAACCUCGGUUUUGAAAGGACUAUCUCGUUCAUGAAAGGACUAUCUCGUUCAUUAAAGGACUAUCGCGUUCGGGAAUUUCCUAAUGCAAUGCAUUUUUGAUUCAAAAGUGAAAUAAAUAAAUGUUCAGAAAAAUUUUGGACAUCAAAAAAAUGUUCGGUCGUUUUUUUUUUAAAUGUAACAUUCAUUAGUUAUUAAAAGAAAAAAAGACAAUCGCUCUAUAAGCUGUAUAAAGGUAUUUUCAUUAUUUUUUUAAAAGUAUUUUAAUGGUUUUCUUGUUUUAUAUAUAUAAAUAUGAAAUAUGAAUAUAAAUGUAAAAUUGUCCGAUGUUUUGUUCAUUCUGGUUAUAUGAAAGUUUCUGUAUAUUCAUAAACAUAUACACCCAAAGUGUUUCUGUGUGCAUUGGGUACUGCAUAUUUCAAAUAUUUUAAAAUGUAUUUAAACGGAAAUAACAUUAAAAUGAAAAGUUAUGUGAAAUGUUUCUAUAUUUUGUAAUGGUUGUGAUUUGUUUUUUUUUUGAAA